Bactrocera tryoni is the source of this 954-nucleotide messenger RNA. RefSeq lists its product as uncharacterized. Bases 1 to 954 code for a protein of 317 amino acids. Gene Ontology annotation, molecular function: catalytic activity. NCBI's taxonomy places the organism in Eukaryota, Metazoa, Arthropoda, Insecta, Diptera, Tephritidae. The record is from RefSeq and is a predicted model, not a curated record. The transcript is spliced from 4 exons.
AUGUCGAUGAAAGAUCGGCCAUCUUAUAUAAGGAGGCAGUAUCUCAGGGCUCGCGUCUGGCUGCCGGCUGAACCUUCCACCUCAAAUGAGAUUGAGGAAAUCCUCAAGUACUGCAAUCCCUCUCUCCCCACGUAUGACUGGAGGGUUAUAAGGCUGGAGAGAACCGAUGAACCAUAUCGGCAAGCGUUGAUAAUGCUUAACGAGGAGUCCAUCGGUCCUCUCAGCAAAACCAAGGGAGCCAUCAGUUAUGUUUUCAAAAUGGUUGUGCUAAAGGUACUCCCAACUGAUACCAGGACUGAUGGCACCCAAGCUGCAGAUGCAGGGGAGAAGGCCGACGGCGUUAGCGAUGGUCAAGCGACCAUAGAAAACGACCCAAACCUCUCGGACGUGGCGAGUUCUGGAGGCGGUUCGUCGAUUGGCGAUUCCGUCUUCAGCCUCGAACAACUGUUUGAGGAGGUGAGGGUCGAUUACGACAUGAGCGCUGAACUGGCGCUCCAAAAGGAGAGUCUGAAGGAUGAAAUUCCUCCAGAUUAUUGCAAUGCUGACAUAGUAACAGCAAAACUGGAGUGCGAUACCGGAAAUGUCUGGAUUAUCUCCGCGUAUAUGCCGCACGAUGAUGCGGUGAAGCCACCUCCCGUAUUGCUAAGGAAGACCUUGGCUGAAGCGUCCCGGAAUGGUGCCGACGUCAUCAUCGGCUCGGACGCCAACUCGCGACACUCGAUCUGGGGCAGCUCGGAUGCAAAUAAUAGAAUGGCAUCUCUCGGAGAGUUGCAUGCUGUCUGCACGGCCUUUGCCGACCUUCUGGAUGAGCGACACUUGGCAUGGGCGAUUAAUUCGUUCAAACCGUACAAGUCCCCGGGACCGGGCGGCAUCAUACCAGCGCAGCUGCAGCAGGCUGUUAAGGUGUCAUGCAGCUGGUUGCUACCGAUCUAUGCGAACUGCAGAUCAGAUUAG